AUGCUUGCUAGAAGAUGGAAAGAGUUUCGAAUAAUGACAGUAUGGGCCGCUUGUCGAGCAGUGAUCUUCGGAUGUAUCAUCAUAGUUGUGGGCCUAGCAAUGACAGUUUUAGGAUAUUUUGACAAGUAUUUUUCGGAGAAAACCGAAAUCAUCGACGGAACCGAACAAGUGACUCACGAUAGAAUGAUACAGUACCAAUUGAAAAGUAUGCAGUACCUCGGUCCGAUUCUAAUGGGAAUCGGUUCAUUCAUUCUGAUAAUCGCUUGUGUGGUUACACUGGAAUCUCGUGAUAAGCAUGCACAAAUUAUCACUGAAGAAUCAAUUUUACAAAAACGGCGAAGAUUGAUUUCGGAAGAAGAGGAGAAGGCGGAGCAUAAUGAUGUUUUUAUUCAGGAUGAUGAUGAGGAUAAGGAACCGUAUUUUGGGGGUGGAAGGCGAUUCGUAACCCUCGACGCCAAUCGGUUGGCUCCGUUAGCUGACGUGGAUUCUCUGACGGACAUCUCGCUCACCCAUCGUGGAGGAUCUGAAUCCAGAUUACAAUCCGAAGACGUGACUGUGCCGCCAGAUUCCACAGAAUUCUACCAAGAAUGUGAACUUCAGGAUCUAGAUGAAAAUGAGCCAACGACGUCUUCUAGUUUUCUGAAUCCCACGACGACAUUUGAAGAUCUUCAAGAUGACGUGGUGGUGGAUGCAGACGUCGUUGCUCCCUCGGAAGUCAACGUGACGUCAUCUGAUUCUCCAAAAAGUCACAAAUUGAGACUGGAGGUUUUGGCGUCUGAGAUGGACUAA
Molecule: messenger RNA, 789 nt
Organism: Caenorhabditis briggsae
Lineage: Eukaryota; Metazoa; Nematoda; Chromadorea; Rhabditida; Rhabditidae
Exons: 6
Coding region: 1-789 (262 amino acids)
Source: RefSeq, a predicted model, not a curated record